Messenger RNA from Hyaena hyaena (striped hyena), 2031 nucleotides. It is a transcript of the gene ALOX15B, whose product is annotated as arachidonate 15-lipoxygenase type B. NCBI's taxonomy places the organism in Eukaryota, Metazoa, Chordata, Mammalia, Carnivora, Hyaenidae. Bases 1 to 2031 code for a protein of 676 amino acids. The transcript is spliced from 14 exons. The record is from RefSeq and is a predicted model, not a curated record. Gene Ontology annotation, molecular function: iron ion binding; arachidonate 15-lipoxygenase activity; protein binding. Gene Ontology annotation, biological process: linoleic acid metabolic process; lipid oxidation.
AUGGCUGAGUACAGGGUGACAGUGUCCACGGGGGAGGCCAUCGGGGCUGGCACGUGGAACAGAAUAGCCGUCAGCAUCGUGGGGACCCGGGGGGAGACCCCCCCACUGCCCCUGGACCACUUCGGCAAGGAGUUCAGCAAGGGCGCUGUGGAGGACUUCCAGGUGGAGUCCCCCCAGGACGUGGGCCAGGUGCUGCUGCUGCAAUUGCACAAGGACCCCCUGCUGCCCAGGGCGGUGGGGCCGCUGGCCCGAGACGCCUGGUUCUGCAACUGGAUCCAGCUCUCGCCGCCCCGGGGCACCCCUCUCCGCUUCCCCUGCUACCAGUGGAUGGAGGGCUCCUCGAGGCUGGCGCUGCGCGAGGGGGCGGCCAGGGUCUCCUGGGGAGACGAUCACUCCCUGCUCCAACAGCAACGCAAGGAAGAGCUCCAGGCCAAGCAGGACUCCUACAGCUGGAAGACUUACCGCCCAGGCUGGCCUCACUGCCUGAAUGAGAAGACCGUGAGAGACCUGGAUCUCAACAUCAAAUACUCUAUAGCCAAGAAUGCCAACUUCUACCUGAAAGCUGGCUCUGGGUUUACAGAGAUGAUAUUCAAGGGGCUGCUAGACCGCAAGGGGCUCUGGAAGAGUCUGGACGAGAUGAAAAGGAUGUUCAACUUCCGGAAGACCCCGGCCGGUGAGUACGUUUAUGAGCAUUGGCAAGAAGACACCUUCUUCGCCUCCCAGUUCCUGAAUGGCCUCAACCCUGUCCUGAUCCGCCGCUGCCGCUCCCUCCCAGAGAACUUCCCUGUCACCAAUGACAUGGUGGCCCCGGUGCUGGGCCCCGGAACCAGUCUGCAGGCUGAGCUGGCGAGGGGUUCCUUGUUCCUGGUGGAUCACGGCAUCCUCUCUGGCGUCAGCACCAAUGUCAUCAACGGGAAGCCUCAGUUCUCUGCCGCCCCGAUGACGCUGCUAUACCAGCGCCCCGGGGGAGGGCCUUUGCUGCCCCUCGCCAUCCAGCUCAGCCAGACCCCAGGACCCACCAGCCCCAUCUUCCUGCCCAGUGACAACAAGUGGGACUGGCUGCUGGCCAAGACGUGGGUGCGCAAUGCUGAGUUCUCCGUCAACGAGGCCCUAACGCACCUGCUGGAAGCGCACCUGCUGCCUGAGGUUUUCACCAUGGCCACGCUGCGCCAGCUGCCUCAGUGCCACCCACUCUUCAAGCUGCUGAUCCCACAUACUCGGUACACCCUUCACAUCAACACUCUUGCACGCGAGCUGCUCAUCGCCCCGGGCCAGGUGGUAGAAAGGUCCACAGGCAUUGGCAUUGAAGGCUUCUCUGACCUGAUACAGAGGCGCAUGGAAACGCUGAGCUAUACCUCCCUGUGUCUGCCCGCGGACAUCCGGGCCCGAGGAGUGGAAGGCAUCCCGGGCUACUACUACCGGGAUGAUGGGCUGCAGGUCUGGGGUGCGAUGGAGAGCUUUGUCUCCGAAAUAAUCAGUAUCUACUACCCGAGUGAUGCAUCCGUGCGUGAUGACAGUGAACUCCAGGCCUGGGUGUGGGAGAUCUUCUCUGAAGGCUUCCUGGGCCGAGAGAGCUCAGGGGUGCCCUCCUCUCUGGACACACGGAAAUCCCUGGUGCAAUAUGUCACCAUGGUGAUCUUCAAUUGCUCAGCCAAGCACUACGCUAUUAGCGCAGGGCAGUUUGACUCCUGUGUCUGGAUGCCCAACCUGCCUCCCACCAUGCAGCUGCCCCCACCCACCUCCAAAGGCCAGACAGAGCCAGAGGGGUUUAUAGCUGCCCUCCCACCGGUCAACGCCACCUGUGACAUUGUCUUCACCCUCUGGUUGCUGAGCCAGGAGCCUGGAGACCGAAGGCCCCUGGGCACCUACCCGGAUGAGCACUUCACCGAGGAGGCCCCCCGACGAAGCAUCGCCACCUUCCAGAGCCGCCUGGCCCAGAUCUCUAAGGAUAUCCGGAAACGCAACAUGGAGCUGGCCCUGCCCUACACUUACCUGGACCCUCCGCUCAUCGAAAACAGCGUCUCCAUCUAA